This is a messenger RNA of Auanema sp. JU1783, 1077 nucleotides long. The record is from the annotation of a GenBank genome assembly. NCBI's taxonomy places the organism in Eukaryota, Metazoa, Nematoda, Chromadorea, Rhabditida, Rhabditidae.
AUGUCUAUUAAGCUUUUAAUCCAACUGUUUAUAGCCAUAUCAACUGUGCCUCCCUCCAUGUCCUUAUCGGAUAUGGCAGAUGCUGGGCCACGCCCGGGUAUUAAUACAAGAAGAGCGAUUAAAAUUCUAAGUGAUUUAUGUGCCGCAUAUGAUAAAGGUCUUGUUACCGGUGAUUCAUGUAAUAGACUGUGUUAUUCUCGAAACUGGGUUAUUAAUGAUUUCUAUGAAGGACAUAAAGUUGUUGUUGUUUUAAAAGAUGGCGGCCAGUUAGCCGUAUAUAAGAGCUCACAUCCCACAUAUCAGGAUUUUGAAACUCCAGACUUCGAUAUGUCCGAUGACGAGUUUAGUGAUAAGGUUCUUGAUCUGAUCAAUGACCGUUUGGGCUUGGGAUGGCCAAGAGAGUAUAAGAAGCAUUUAAUGGAAACACUUUGGCCAACUCUCCUCAGAACGCCUGGUGAGACGUUGUCUGAAGCUGAUAAAACUUCUCUUUGGACUCUUUUGCAACAACCGGAGUUUAUUAUAUUCAGAGUUUUGCCAUUAACCCGAGUUACACCAAAAUUGAUUGGUACUUGUGGUAAUUUCUAUCAAACAGAGUCAUUAGUGGCUUUUAGAAUGAAGAAGUACUAUAUGAAUCUGAAGGGUAAAAUAUUAGUUCAUAUUAUGGGUACGAUGAAGUUGUUAUAUGAAUUCCUUAACGAUCCACUCCAAUGGUGCGAUGUGCGUUUUGACAACUUGGGCCUCUCAGCAGAUUACCCCAAAAGAUUCGUUCUAAUGGAUGCUGAUGAUGUUUACACCGAGUCAAAGUUAAACUCUCUUCUAAAGGGACGCCCUUGCGCAAGUGAUGCGGAUUGUGCUAUUGGUGAUUGUGCAGGAAGAUGUUUAGAUACCAUGACAUGUUCUAGUAGAACUAAUUCAAACUUGGAGGUUUUAUGUGAGAAGUUAGUAAGGAAACUCUAUGCGUCAACAUGGUCGAAGAACAAUAGGUAUCUCGCAGCCUGCAAUGAUCCAUCUAUGAAUGUUACUCAGCGACUUGCUGAUCUUCGAUUGGCGUGGUCCUGGAACUUACCGGAUGUUUGA